ACCCUAGCGCCAACAUCGACCCGCCUACAUUUGAGCUCUGAGCUGGUUGGAAAGCUAAGAGUGUGAUCAUGUAUCUUCAGUUCUACAUCAACGAGAACGGGGACAAAGUCUACACCACUAAGAAAGAAUCACCGCUGGGACUGGCUACGCAAUCCGCCCACCCUGCUCGCUUCUCCCCUGAUGACAAGUAUUCAAGGCAAAGGUAUCUUCUAAAGAAGCGCUUUGGAUUGUUGCCUACCCAGCAGUCUCCUCUCAAAUACUGAAGACCUCACAGAGACCCUGAGCUCCUUCAGCAUGUCUCCCCAGAGUGUCUUUCUAUGGAAGUGUCUGGCUUAGUAGGAAUGUUAUCUUGUUGAACAUUUGCUUUUGGGAUUGUAAUGUAAGUAGUAGCACAGAUGGUUGUAGACUGCGUAUUAUUACUUAUUUUCUUAAAUGUGGUUUCAAAACUCUGGCUCUAUAUCUUUAGGACUGAAUGACUUUGUUUAGAUGAUGCUUGCUCAGA
Messenger RNA from Argentina anserina (silverweed cinquefoil), 502 nucleotides. Its product is annotated as H/ACA ribonucleoprotein complex subunit 3-like protein. The record is from RefSeq and is a predicted model, not a curated record. Lineage: Eukaryota; Viridiplantae; Streptophyta; Magnoliopsida; Rosales; Rosaceae. The transcript has 4 exons. Gene Ontology annotation, cellular component: box H/ACA snoRNP complex. Gene Ontology annotation, biological process: rRNA pseudouridine synthesis; ribosome biogenesis; positive regulation of telomerase RNA localization to Cajal body. Bases 69 to 263 code for a protein of 64 amino acids. Gene Ontology annotation, molecular function: telomerase RNA binding; snoRNA binding.